This is a messenger RNA of Gasterosteus aculeatus aculeatus (three-spined stickleback), 4167 nucleotides long. RefSeq names its product sema domain, immunoglobulin domain (Ig), short basic domain, secreted, (semaphorin) 3D (gene sema3d). Gene Ontology annotation, molecular function: chemorepellent activity; semaphorin receptor binding. Lineage: Eukaryota; Metazoa; Chordata; Actinopteri; Perciformes; Gasterosteidae. Gene Ontology annotation, biological process: negative chemotaxis; semaphorin-plexin signaling pathway; neural crest cell migration. Gene Ontology annotation, cellular component: plasma membrane. The record is from RefSeq and is a predicted model, not a curated record.
GCCCGACACACGCACACGCACCGAGUGCAAGAGUUCAACAGCGUUAGUGUACGUUUGACUUCAAUAAUAAGGGAGUGGAAAUAUUCUUCUUCUUUUUUUUUCAUUUGGGAGGGGGGGGAGUUGGGAGUGUCAUUUCAUUCAGCCACUUCUCUUCUGCUCGGGACGAAAGUCGCGCUGCCGGUGUGUUUACUUUUGGCCACGUUGCGCAUCGCGACGGGCAAUUACCGCGAGUGACGCCGCUGUUCACGGGAUGCGUGCACGCGCUGCAGGUGAGACGCGGAUUCCACUGCGCAGAGUUGCAGAAAAGGACGUAGUGAAAGCGGACCAAGACCACUCCACCACCAUGAAGACGGGGGACUGUGGUAAUCAGAGUCUGGGUGAAGUAUGGCCUCUGCACUGCGUGUCUGGCAGCAAUUAUGGCAGCAAAGGGAAGAGGAUUAAGGUACUGUCCCAUCUAGGCCUUCCAUUAGUGGGAUUGAUGUUGUUGGCCACCCUCCCGUUUGGAGCAAGCAUCAAACAAACUGUGCCCAGGGUCAAACUCAGCCAAAAUGAACUGCUGCGAGCCGGCAGUGUUUCUCUGCUGAUGGAGCCCUCCGAUGGCCUGCACUCCCACUCGCUGCUGCUGGACGAGGAGAGAGGUCGUCUUCUGUUGGGAGCCAAGGAUCACAUCUACCUGUUUGACCUCGACAAUCCGGCCGGAGCCCCCAGAGAGAUCCAUUGGCCGGCUCCCAGAGACAGAGUUGAUAUGUGCAAACUGGCGGGAAAAAAUGCAAAUUUGGAGUGCGCCAACUUCAUAAGGGUCCUCCACAACUACAAUCGCACACAUUUGUAUGCCUGUGGGACGGGAUCCUUCCACCCCAACUGUGCUUUCAUCGAAGUCACAGGCCACCGAGGGGAUGGCGUCUUCCAACUGCUGUCCAGUACAGUCGAGUCUGGCAGAUUGAAAUGUCCCUUUGAUCCCUUGCAGCCAUUCACCUCCAUCCUCACAGAUCAGUACCUUUACGCGGGCACAUCAUCCGACUUCCUGGGCAAGGACACGGCGUUCACGCGCUCCCUCGGGCCUCCACCUGACCAGCACUACAUACGCACGGACAUGUCUGAAGAAUACUGGAUCAACGAGGCCAGGUUUAUAUCUGCUCAGCCCAUUGCAGACACCUACAAUCCAGACGAUGACAAGAUAUACUUCUUCUUCCGCGAGGUGUCGUGGGAAGGAAACGACAAGAGCAUCCUGUCCCGAGUGGCUCGCGUGUGCAAGAACGAUGUGGGUGGGCUGAGGAGCCUGACCAAUAAAUGGACCACCUUCCUUAAAGCCAGACUUGUUUGUUCGAUCCCUGGAACAGACGGCGUGGACACACACUUUGAUGAGCUCCAGGACAUAUUUCUGCUCCCUACCAGAGAUGAAAAAAACCCCAAAGUGUAUGCGGUCUUCACCACCUCCAGCUCCAUUUUCCGUGGGUCAGCAGUGUGCGUGUACAGCAUGGCGGACAUCAGAGCCGUGUUUAAUGGUCCGUACGCACACAAGGAAGGGCCCGACCACCGAUGGGUAGAAUACGAGGGAAGGAUCCCGUAUCCCCGUCCCGGAACGUGUCCCAGCAGGACGUAUGACCCGAGGAUCAAGACCACGAAAGACUUUCCAGAUGAGGUGGUCAGUUUCAUUCGAUUCCAUCCUCUCAUGUAUCACUCCGUCUACCCUCUGACUGGCCGACCGGUGUUCACACGCGUCCGAGUGGACUACACCCUUUCCCAGAUUGUGGUGGACAGAGUCCUGGCGGAGGAUGGACAUUAUGAAGUGAUGUUUCUGGGAACAGACGUUGGCUCCAUUCUGAAGGUGGUGAGCAUCACCCAGGACAAUUGGUCAACAGAGGAAGUGGUUCUUGAGGAACUUCAAGUGUUCCAGGUUCCCUCUCCCAUCCUCAGUAUGGAGAUGUCCUCUAAAAAGCAACAGCUCUACGUGGGCUCAAGUGAAGGACUAGCCCACGUUUCAGUCAGUAGAUGUCAACUGUACGGCCACGCCUGUGCCGAAUGCUGCCUGGCACGAGACCCCUACUGCGCCUGGGACGGACACACUUGCUCACAAUACGUCCCUGCGUCCAAGAGGCGAGCCAGAAGACAGGACAUCAAGCAUGGAGACCCUGCCAGUCAAUGCUGGGACACAGAGGACAGUCUCGUCGGGGGACGGUUGGAAGAGAGGGUCCUCUAUGGGGUGCAGAGCAACUCAACUUUCCUCGAGUGUAUCCCCAAGUCUCAACAGGCUCAGAUUCGGUGGUACAUUCAGAGACUUGGAUCUGAACGCAAGGAGGAGGUCCGGCCGGAUGAUCGCGUGAUACGCACAGAUCGAGGUCUCCUGAUCCGCUCCCUCCAACCCUCUGACGCCGGCGUGUAUGCCUGUGUUGCCGAAGAGCACACGCACUUCACCCACACUCUGCUCCGUCUCACGCUGCAACUCGUUACACAAGGACAGCUGGAUGGAAAGCCCAAGCCCAGCGAAGACCCGGCAACGGAGCCGCGGCCCGGCGCCGAGUCCCGCCAGCGGUAUAAAGACUACCUGAGGGUGAUGAGCAGCCCCUUCGUGUCUCUGGAGGAGUACUGCGAUUCCCUGUGGCUGGAGAAGAAGCCGUCCCGGGUGCGGGGACGAGGCUUGGGGGCCGGCAAGUGGAAGCACAUGCAGGAAAUGAAGAAGAGCCGGAACAGGAGACAACCUGAGGAGCGAGGGAGAGGGGUGAGGACAGCAAAGCAGUGAGGGGUGUGUCUGCAUUCACCGGUUGGACGAAGAAGCAGAACGUGACACAGAACUGCAAAAUUCUCAGCUCAGAGUUUACAAAAGACUCACUCUGAAAUAUACAGUUCAAGAGUUAAACUACUAGCAAUUUUAAGUAGUGUUGGGUUAUGAAUAUGUCAUUCAAUGAAUCUGCCAGCAUCUGUCCUGAUCGCCGAUAACAUGGCUUUAAAUGAAAACUAGAGACCGAAUAACAAUAGAUAUCGCAAUACUUGAAAUUAAUUUGACAUCAGCCGUCCGUCGGCUUGAUCGGUCGUGGAGGAGGUGAGCAGAUUUACGGUCUUCCUACAGCAAAAGGGUUCGCCCCAAUAGUAUACAAUGGCGGUUAAUAGGGGCGAUCAUUUGAUAUAUUGAAACCCAUAUUUGAGUUGGGAAAAAUAUAGAAGACAAGUUUGCUUGUGGUGAUGUCAAUGUCAUGUUGAAUGACUGUAAAUAUAUGUAUACCAUGUACAGGAGAUAUAGAAUGCUCAAUUUGGUCUUUAUACUAAUCUGUUUAUCUGUAAUUAUACUCACAUACGUUUGGAAUGACAUUUUUUGCAAAUGUCAUUCCCACAAUGUAGGUUUAAUUGCUAUUUUUCGUAAUUGCUGAUUUUUGAAGUUAUUUAAAUAAAUUUGUCCCGGGCCUCUCUUCUCUGAAUGUUUUUUGUCUGUCAUUGUGUGAAGAGAUAAAAUCAAUACAGACAAUAUAAUUUACGGUGAAAGUGCAGUUAUAUGCAGUCUCAAGCAGACAACAGACAUGGCAGAGAAUAGGUGAGGGUUAGUUCAGCUGAGAUUCUCCUGUUAUAGCAACACAAGUCCCUGUACACUGUAUGCCGAUGCCAGAAUGAUUCAGGACCAGCUGUUCUCUUUGUGACGAAGAGACAGAAUGUUCAGGAGAAACUGAGCUAAACGUAAAAGUUGUUAUCAAACUAAGCAUUUUACAGGUUUCCUAGAAUUAAUUAAUCAAUAUAAAGUUUGUCAUCUAGCAUUAUGCGACCCUGUGAUAUGCUCUCUCGUUAUUGUAAAUCGUAUUUUAUAUGUUUUUUUAUCUGUUCAGGGUUUGGAGCAAAGGUCUCUAAGCUGUGAUCUGUAUUAGUUAACAAUAAUAAUUAAUGCACAGUAUUUCUUUGCCCGAAUGACUUCUUUAAUUUAACGGGUCAAAUGUUACAUAUGAUAUAUUGUUAUGAGAAUAUUCUUAUAUGUAAGAAUAUGUUUACCUUUCUAAAAAUGUUAGCUAGUAACGGUUACUCAGUGAACAUAUUAAUUGGCCGACUUUUUCACAAUGCUUUUUUACAUAAGACAUUUUACUUUUAUCUAAAAUGUAUUUUAAAAAAUGCUAUUUUUACUUGAGCAAAGUAUUCUUGUACUCUUUUCAACCUUCCCCAUAUUAAUAAUAAAUCAUGGAAAACUGA